UCUUUUAGGAUAUUCCCUUUUAAUUUUGUUUCCUCAAAGUUCUCAAAACCUGGACUUAAAAGGAACCUACUUGUUCAUCUUGGUUUUUUUCAGCUUUGCUUUAUUCAUUCAUAAAAACUCUUGAGGCCUUAGCUUCUUCACAUUCAUAUAUUUAUUCCAUUCAUUCAUGUAAGAAUUAAUUAAUACUAACAAUGUUGGCGUGAUCAUAUAUUAUUGUGAUGUGUUAUACAGUUUCAUCAUUCAUUUGAUAACAAUCAAGGCUCACUAUUUAUUAAUCUUGCAGAUAUAUACACAUAGAUAUUAUUCAUAUUGCUGUCAUUGUAAGAAAGAAGAGAAGAGAAAGAAUAUAUUUGUUAUAAUAAUAAUUAUUAUCAUCAGAAGAAGAAUGAGCUUCAGAGUAAGAGAAUCACAAAAGGAAUUGGGGUCUCCAAGGGGAGAGAUUGGAGAGAUAGAUACAAGGGCUCCAUUCCAAUCUGUGAAAGCUGCUGUUACUUUAUUUGGUGAGGUAGCAGUUCCAAAAUCUUCUUCUAUCAAGAGGAAAUCCUCUGAGAAUGUACUGGAAAAGGAGACACAACUUCUGUUGGCUCAAAGAGAACUAAACAUGAUAAAGAAACAGCUUGGCAGUGCUGAGAAUACAAAAUCUAAAGCACUUGCUGAGCUUGAGAGAGCCAAUGUGACACUUCAGGACUUGACAAAGAAGCUCAUCAGUGUCAGAGAAUCUAAGGAGACGGCAAUAGAGGCAGCCGAAGUCGUGAAGAACAAGGCCAAAAUACUCGAGGAACAACUGUCCCAGAAAGCUAUAGGAUAUGAAGCUUGGAAAAGAGAACUAGAGCAAGCAAGAAAGGAGUAUCAAACAACUGUGAAGGAACUAGAUGCUUCCAAGCAAGAACUCAACCAGAUAAGGCAAGACUUCGAUGCAGCUUUGGAGGCAAAGUUGGCUGCAUUCCAAACUGCAGGGGAAGCUCAACGCUCCACGAAGAUGAACUUGGAAAAAGUCAAUGAAAUGUCAAAUGAAAUCGCAAACAUGAAGGCAUCAAUUGAACAGCUGAAGCUUCAAACUCUAAAAGCACAAGAAGAACAGGUACAGGUCAUGCAGGAAAGGGAAAGCCAACUAAGCUAUUACAUAACCGCAAAGGAAGAUGCGCAGGCAAAGUUGACGGCCUUAAAGGCUGAAUAUGACCCUGAACUAACAGCAAGCCUAGAGGUGAAACUGGCCGAAACAAGUGCAGAGAUUCAGCUUCUUCAGGAGCAGAUGAGGGAGGCACAUGCUUCUGAAAUGGAAUCUGUGAGACAAAUGACUGAUGAGAUUAAACAAGCUACAAAGAUGCUGCAUGAAGUUGUUGCAGAAGAAAAUUCCCUGAGAGAAUUAGUUGCUUCUCUUAGGACAGAAUUAGAACAAGUGAAGAGAGACCAAGAAGAACUUAAGGAGAAGCAACAGGCGGCAGAAGCUCUUGCUGCCAGCCUCACCAGUGAACUACAAACUAUCAAGGAAGAGGCAGGGCCUGACCCUGGUUCUGUGGAGGAAGUUGAUCUCACUCAAGAGAUGAGUUUGAAGAUUCAGGAGCUAGCAUUGGAGACAGAAAGUGCAAAAAGGGAAGAAGAAGAAUUGAGAGUACAAACCGAAGAGCUGAAGCGAGAAGCUGAAAAAGCUCAGGCCAUGGCUGAAGAAUUAGGGAGAAAGCUGGAGGAUGCCCUUAGAGAGGCUGAAGAAUCAAAAGCAGCAGAACGGAAAGCGAUUCAGGAAAUGAAAACAUUGUCUGAUAUGCGAGGGAGAGUCUCCGAUGCAGAUUCUAAUUCUAAUGCUAAUGCUAAUGCUAAUAGCAAGAUUGUAUUAUCAGUCAAGGAGUUUGCAGCUUUGAGUGGAAAGAUCAAGGAAUCCGAAGAUUUGAUUGAGAGGACAGAAGCAGCUGCACAUGCUCAGGUGGAAGCAAUCAAUGCAAGGAAAAGAGAAGUGGACAAGAAAGUAGAAGCUAACCUGAAAGCAAUUGAAGAAAUUAAGGCUGCAACAGAUAUGGCUCUUAGGAAUGCAGAGAUGGCAGAUUCUGCGAAAGAAGCAGUUGAAGAUGAGCUAAGAAGGUGGCGUGAAGAACAAAACAGCGAUAUGGACUAUGCAGAAAAUUCUGCAAGAUCAAUCUCCUUGCACAUCUAGAAGGCUAUAGAAAGUCAAAGAUCAGAUAUUUAGAUGGUGUUCAAUCUAUAAUCAAAAGGAGCAAAAGGGAACCAUAUUGGUUGUAGCAUUUCAAAUUUUGUCCUUUCUCUUUUGGAUU
This is a messenger RNA of Arachis stenosperma, 2267 nucleotides long. RefSeq names its product WEB family protein At1g12150-like. The transcript has 2 exons. The record is from RefSeq and is a predicted model, not a curated record. Lineage: Eukaryota; Viridiplantae; Streptophyta; Magnoliopsida; Fabales; Fabaceae. The coding region runs from base 386 to 2149 and encodes 587 amino acids.